Molecule: messenger RNA, 1182 nt
Organism: Ornithorhynchus anatinus (platypus)
Lineage: Eukaryota; Metazoa; Chordata; Mammalia; Monotremata; Ornithorhynchidae
Product: G-protein coupled receptor 4-like
Exons: 1
Coding region: 1-1182 (393 amino acids)
Biological process (GO): G protein-coupled receptor signaling pathway
Cellular component (GO): membrane
Molecular function (GO): G protein-coupled receptor activity
Source: RefSeq, a predicted model, not a curated record
AUGGCCGGCCCCAACAACGGCUCCGGUGCCGUGGACUUGCCAAGCAACAGCUCCUGCCCCAUCGACUUCGAGGCUUUCAAGUCCUUCCAGGUGAUCUUUCUGUCUCUGGUGCUGGCUCUCGGCUUGCCGCUCAACUCCCUGGCCCUGCGGGCGCUGCUGUCCUCCCGCAGGCAGAGCCAGAGGGCGUGGGGGCAGACCGCGCUGACCGUCUACUUGACCAACAUGGCCGUAGCCAACCUGCUGCAACUGCUCACCCUCCCCUUCUGGAUUCACUACAUCUUCGCCAGCCACCAGUGGAAGUUCGGGUUCUCUUCCUGCCUGCUGUUGGCCGUCUUCUUCGUGACCAACUUCUACGCCAAGAUCGGCUUCCUGUGCCUGGUGGGCCUGGAGCGUUGCGUCGGCGUCCGGUGGCCGCUGCUCUGGAGAACUUGGCAUUCCCCGCGGCUGGCCGCCCGGGUCAGCCUGGCCUGGUGGGUGUUCGUGGCCACUCUGAGCACCGUGGGCCGCUACCUCCUACUCUUUGACCCGGCCUACAACGAUUCGUUCUGUUCCGAAGCGUUCCCGCCGGGGCGGAGGUACGUCCUGUUCAAAAUAAGCACCGUCCCCUUGACGUUCUUCGGGCCCCUCCUCUUCGUGAGCGUCAGCUACGGAAUCAUCCUGACGGAGCUGCGGAAAGUGUCGUUCCUGGCGACCAGGAGGCAAAUCUUCGCCUGCAUCUUCCUCACCGUCAUAACCUUCUUCCUGGUGCUGGGGCCGAACCAGGGCGUUUCCAUCUACAGGUUCUUAUGGCUCCAGUCCAUGAAUAACACGUGCGGGAAAAAGUGUUUCUGUUAUAUAGAGGAAAAACUGGCCGUCCCUCAGAACGUGACGUGGUGUUUCACGGUCCUCGGGAACAUCCUGGAUCCCUUGGUGUACAUCCUGCCCACGUACUUCCAGCAGGGAGAGGAAGACGGUUCCAGCCAUCUGACCCAGGGGACCGUCCUCCCUGCUUCCUUGGUCCCUAGGCUUCUGCAAGCCCGGAUGGGGCGAGCGCGGAGGGCCACGGGGGGAUUGGAAAACCAGGCCUCAAACCCGGGGACUGAGGAGGAUGAAGCUCUUCCCCUAAGAGCGUUUCCGGGCUCGGAGGAGGAGUGGCAGUCGGGGCAGCCGAGGGACUUCCCGUCUCUGUCAAAAGUUCUGUGA